UGUUUUAUUUUUAAAUCAUAAUAUCAAAUAUUAUAAAUAUACGAUCCAAAUUAAUUAAUUUAAUUUAAUAUGGAAAUAUCAAAAAUGAGUUCUAAAAAAAAUCUAUGGAAAUUUAAUAAUAAAUACCAGUUACAUGUUACAAUUUCUACUAUUGAUUCAACAAAUUUAACAGAAGAAAUAAUAGAUGAAAGAAUAGUUAAUAUAAAAGAUAAAGAAAAAAGAAAAAAAGCUUAUGGUAUAUGUGGAGAAUGUAAAGAACCUGGUACAGGAGAACGUUGGUGUCAAAAUUGUAAUUCAAAAAGAUUUAAAAAUAAUUUUAAAAAUUGGACCAGUAAAAAUAAUGAUAUUGAUGAAUUUAUUCAACAAUCACAAAUUAAUUCUGUUCAUUAUAUGAAAUAUCUUGAAUGGAUACCUUUUAAAAAUUUUAAAGAUAUUAUUUAUAUUACUAAAGGUGGAUUUGGUAAAAUAUAUUCUGCUAAAUGGAUUGAAGGAAAUAUUAUUUCUUGGGAUAUUGAAAAUCAAGAAUGGGAAAGAAAUAUUAAUCAAAAUGUUAUAUUGAAAAGUUUAGAUAAUUCUUCUUCUUGUAUAACAACAGAUUUUUUAAAUGAGAUUAAAUCCCAUCUUCAAAUUUAUCUUGUGGAUGUAAUUCAAUGUUAUGGAAUUACUCAAGAUCCAAAUACAAAAGAUUAUAUGAUGGUUUUAUUUUAUUGUGAUGGUGGAAAUUUGAGAAAUCAUUAUUUAAAUAAUAAGUUAGGAUAUUAUGUAAAAAUUUAUAAUUUAAAACGAAUUGCAAGUGGACUUUUAGAUAUUCAUAAUGCAGGUAAAAUUCAUAAAGACCUUCAUUCAGGGAAUAUAUUAUUUAAUUAUAUUCCAUAUAUAAGUGAUUUAGGUAUGUGUCAACCAGUAAAUGAUGAAAAGAAAUCAAUCGAAAAAAAAGGAAUUUAUGGAGUAUUACCUUAUAUGGCACCAGAAGUUUUACGUGGAUAUCAAUAUACUAAAGCAUCUGAUAUUUAUUCAUUUGGAAUAAUAAUAAAUGAAUAUAUAUCUGAAGAAAUUCCUUAUAAUAAUAUACCUCAUAAUCAUGCAUUAACUAUUAAAAUAUGUAAAGGACUUAGACCAAAUAUUUUUAAAUAUACACCAAAAUUACUUACAGAUUUGAUUACUAAAUGUUGGGAUGCUAAAGAAGAUAAUAGACCAACUGCCAAAGAAAUAUAUCAAAAGUUAAAUGAUUGGUGUAAUAAAAAAUAUGAAGAUAGUUUUCAAAUAGUUGAAUAUAAUAAUGAAAUCAGAUUUAAAAGAUCAAGUGAAAAUUUUAAUAAUAUUCAAAUACAUCCACAAGCAAUCUAUACUAGUAGAUUUUUAAAUUUUAAAGAUCUUCCAGAACCAGUAAAUUCAGAAUGUUUUGAUUGUCAAUUAGACGAAUCAGAUCUCAAUGAAGAUAAUUAAUAAGAAUCGAAGGGUGAUAGUUAAACAUAUUAAAUUAUUUUGUAUAUUACGUCUUGUUCAUUAUAAUAUUAUUACUUUUAUUAUAUUAUUAUUAUUUUUUAUUUUGUAUAGAUGAUAUUAAGAUUAUUUCUUAAAAAAUAAAAUAUAUACUAUUGCCGUAUGUUACAUUUCUAUCGCUA
This is a messenger RNA of Rhizophagus irregularis DAOM 181602=DAOM 197198, 1625 nucleotides long. NCBI's taxonomy places the organism in Eukaryota, Fungi, Glomeromycota, Glomeromycetes, Glomerales, Glomeraceae. The record is from RefSeq and is a predicted model, not a curated record.